Ceratitis capitata (Mediterranean fruit fly) is the source of this 3235-nucleotide messenger RNA. RefSeq names its product endoplasmic reticulum metallopeptidase 1. Gene Ontology annotation, molecular function: metalloexopeptidase activity. The record is from RefSeq and is a predicted model, not a curated record. The transcript has 12 exons. Bases 397 to 2979 code for a protein of 860 amino acids. Gene Ontology annotation, biological process: proteolysis. Lineage: Eukaryota; Metazoa; Arthropoda; Insecta; Diptera; Tephritidae.
UUUGAACAUAGUUCCAUUCAAUCAAGUCAUCAAUUCGAAGUGAAAGUCGGUGGUUGAAAGACGUUAACUAGUAAGAGGCGGAAUAAAAGUGGGAAAACGCGAAAGAAGUGUUAAAAAAUCGAAUAAAUUACAUAUCUUUUCAAAGCCUGCAGAUCGUCAAGGAUCUCAGGUCUUUUGUGUUGAAAUAAAGGAAGCAACGUAUGUGAGAAAAUGAUAAAUUGAAAUAGAAAUAUAUGUACAUACACGUACAUCUACAUACAUCUACGAAUAAGAAAUUUGAUUCCUGCAGAUAUUAAACCGCGAUUUUUACCGCUUCAAAUUAAAAAGAACUGUGUGUUAUUGUGUACAAGGAUAUCGAGAAGUCACUUUAAAAAUUUUAUAUUUUCCACUGAAAAUAUGGGUUUCAAAUCCAAAUAUCACGUCGAUGUUGAUUUUGAGGUACCAAAAAAGCUGAAAUGGUAUUUUGCACCGAUUUUUAGCGCUUUUUGGGUUAUACUCUACCUUGCCGUGGUACUCACACAAGUUGGUCGCCUGCCAACACCGCUCACACGUCAAGAUGAGGCCAAAUAUCCCGACUCCUACAUAGCGGAGCGUGCCGAACAGAUAUUAGUCAAUUUGGGACGACUCGGCCCAAAAGUCGUGGGCAGUGAAGCGAAUGAGAUAAAAGCCGUGGAAUUUUUAGUUAACGAACUAAACAAGGUUAAAGAGCAAAUGAGCGAUUUUUUUGAGCUUGAAAUCGAUGUACAAGUAGUAAGCGGCGCGUAUAUUCAUUGGACCAUGGUGAAUAUGUAUCAGGGUGUGCAGAACGUGGUUGCAAAGUUGAGCGCUAAAAACAAUGCGACUGAAAAUUACUUGCUUAUAAAUGCGCACUUUGAUAGUGUGCCGGGAAGUCCCGGAGCUGGUGAUGAUGGCUCAAUGGUGUCCACAAUGUUAGAGGUUUUACGGGUUAUCGUCAAAUCCAACGGCCCACUAGAACACCCCAUCGUUUUUCUUUUCAAUGGUGCAGAAGAGAAUCCUUUGCAGGCUUCACACGGUUUCAUUACCCAACAUAAAUGGGCCAAGAAUUGCAAGGCUUUAAUUAAUCUGGAUGCGGCUGGCUCUGGUGGACGUGACCUACUCUUUCAAUCUGGUCCUGGCAACCCAUGGCUAAUGAACUAUUACCGUCGAGUGCCACAUCCGUUUGCGAUUACAGUAGCUGAGGAGCUAUUUCAAAAUGAUUUCAUACCAUCUGACACAGAUUUUCGAAUUUUCCGCGAUUACGGUGGCGUGCCUGGCUUGGAUAUAGCUUACACUUACAAUGGCUAUGUUUAUCAUACCCAAUUUGAUCGCUUCAAUGUUCUGACGAAGGGUUCGCUACAAAACACUGGUGACAAUGUACUCCAUCUGGCCAGAUCUAUAGCUAACGCACCUGAAAUGGAAAAUCCAUCGGAAAGUCAAACUGGUCACGUAGUUUUCUAUGACUUCCUCGGCUGGUUUAUUAUCUACUACUCGCUCAGCACCAGCAUCAUUAUUAAUUCCGUGGUUUGUGUGGUGGCUUUUUGUGCUAUAGGCGUAUCGCUUUUCUUCAUGUCAGCCCGUUCGGGCCUGGGUUGGUUGCCAGUUCUUCGUCGUUACGCACUAGCUUUCGCCGUACAAGUACUCUCACUCUCUCUAGGUGCAGCCAUAAGUUUAACGAUUGCGGUAUUUAUGGAUGGUGUUGGUCGAUCUAUGACGUGGUAUACGCAGACCUGGUUAAUAUGUGGUCUUUAUUUUUGCCCAUUAUUUUUUUGUAUGGGCAUAUUUCCAGCUUUGUUCUUGGAACGUACCAAGAAGGAUCCCUUAAGUUUGGGUUUUCGCAUUCAACUUUUCAUGCAUUCGCAUUGCUUAAUUUUAAUUCUGAUAACAAUCGCUCUAACUGCAUUUAAUGUCCGCUCAGCUUUUAUGUGCAUGUUGGCUGUAUUCUUUGACAUCGCGGCAUUGAUUAUUAACUUGAUUACAAAAUGGCAUAGGAAAGCCUAUUGGUUCGCUUUUGCCGUUAUUAUUUGUCAAAUCUUACCGUUCAUAUAUUACACAUCAACGGCGCAUGAAAUUUACUUCACUCUGAUACCAAUGACGGGCCGUUCCGGAUCCUCUACAAAUCCAGAUCUUUUAAUCGCUGUCAUUGCCAUAUUCUUUGCCUACCUCUUCGCAGGCUUCAUUAUGCCACUCUAUAUGUACUUCCGGAAAACGCAAACGAUCAUUCUUUGCUUCUUGGGUCUUACAAUAGUCUUCUUAAUACUGGCGGUGACACCAGCUGGAUUUCCAUAUGCACCCAAGGUGGCCGCGCAGCGUUUCUCCUUACUGCACGCGAAACGCAUACUUCAUAAUGCAGAUGGCUCUGCACGCGUCAAUGAAUCGGGAGUAUAUAUUUACCCUCAGGAUCGACGUGUCCAUACAGCGGACGACAACAUCAAAAACAUCGGCGUGAAGUACAAAGUCAGCGAUAUUUGCAGCGAUGAAAUUUUCUGCGGCAUGCCAGUGUUCAAUCACCGUUGGAAUAAUGCAAAAGAGUACAGCUACUGGAUACCUAUUGAUGAAGAACCAAAUAUACCCGGUGACGAUCCUGUGUUAGCCUUAAAUUCUAAAAUCGAUGUGGAGGCAAGCAAUAUCCGCCGUUAUAACUUUACGCUUACCGGGCCGGAUCAUAUGACUCUAUUUAUUGGGACAAAAUCGUCGGCUAAAAUUGUUAAUUGGUCUUUCAAUGACACCAUGCUUCGUGAGAAUUGGGAACCGCCCUAUUUUAUUUACUACUCAUACGGCAAAGAUAGCAGCCCAUUGGAUUUCUUCAUUGAUGUAGAGUCUCCAGCCGCGGACACAUCAAACAUAGAAAUCGGUAUUGGUGGUCAUUGGAUACAUCAGUCGAUGACGCGCCCCGAUGAAUAUGAAAAAUUUGUGCAGAGCUUUCCAAAUUACGCCUUUGUCGCCGACUGGGCUUCCAGCUAUGAAAGCUGGCUCUUUUGAUGAAACCAUGGACACAUACCCGUUAUGUUAAACGAAAAUUUCUUGUUUUUAAGAAAUUAUUUAAACUCGUAGGUACGGUGUAUUGUAUAUUGUACUUUGUAUAUACACGUAGGCAUUAAUAUUUGAAUGUAUUCUAAUUUAUGCACUGAUACUCGUAAUUUAGUUAUAGCGAUUAAAAAAAUAUUGUUCACAAAAAAAUUAUGAAUAAAUUAUAUUGAGACUGUUUGUGUGGAAAGGUGUUUCUAGUUUCAAAAAA